UUUCCUAUUGAUGGGAAAAGCAUCGGAAUUUGUCGAUUGGCAGACAAAUGUCAGAUCAGAAACUAGUACAUGUCAAUCGGUAAAGUAACGACAAAGGCACUCACAGAGUAAGGCAACACUGAAUUUGGUCAUUUCGAGGAUAUAUGUAAACGUCAUUGGUUGUUGGAGAAUCGACGCAUCAACAUGUCAGACAAUAAUGAGACAGUGUCGCAGCAGCCACCGGAUGCACUGGAGCAACGUCAAAUAUUUUUAAAAGAGUUGAAACGUAUAAUUAUUCAAGCGCGCGUUAACCGAACGCUUGAUUGGUUGGUUCAAAACUUAGGGAGUGCAAGCGAUUCACUCAUGGAACAAAUAGAUGAUAAAUUGAAUACGUUGGUAACACUCCUGCUAACAAAUAAUAGCAAUGAUGCUCAGCAGCAGCCGAAGAAAAACAACCCGAUGACUGGAAGUGACCCUGUUCACAUCGAAAAUAGUGUGAAAGCGGUAGAAAUUUCCGGCGUUAAAACAUACUUGUUACACAGAAAUUAA
Molecule: messenger RNA, 528 nt
Organism: Drosophila albomicans
Lineage: Eukaryota; Metazoa; Arthropoda; Insecta; Diptera; Drosophilidae
Exons: 2
Coding region: 184-528 (114 amino acids)
Source: RefSeq, a predicted model, not a curated record